AUGGCACCCAGGAACGACAGAAAGAACCCACUGAUGCACCUCGUGGCUGGUGGUGUGGCCGGGGUGGUGGAAUCAUCCUGUUGCCAUCCGCUUGAUACCGUCAAAACCAGGAUGCAGCUGCGAAUAAAAGGCGGCAGCACCAAAGGGCCUCUCCGCACUGCUUCGAGCAUCAUCACGAAGGAAGGCUUUCUCGCUCUUUACAAAGGACUAAGUGCCGUAAUGAUGGGCAUCGUCCCGAAGAUGGCUGUCCGCUUCACUUCCUUCGAGACCUACAAGGAGUGGCUUGGCGCUUCUCCUACCGGAAACAAAGGAUUGGUGUUUCUGGCAGGUCUUGGGUCGGGCGUUACGGAGGCCAUCGUGGUGGUAACGCCUGCCGAAGUAUGUAAGAUCCGCAUGCAGGCGCAGUUCCACUCGCUGCUGGACCCGGAGGAGAUGGCGCGGCGCAAGUACAGGAACGUGCUGCAGACAGCGGUGGUGGUGGCUAGGGAGGAGGGCGUGGGGGCGCUGUACAAGGGGCUGGCGCCGACGGUUCUUAGGCAGGGGUGCAACCAGGCCGUCAACUUCACCUGUUACCAGAUGUUUAAGACGCAGCUAUCUUUGUACACUGGCAGCGAGGAGCUGGCGUCGUGGCAGCACAUGCUCCUGGGGGGACUGAGCGGCGGCAUCGGGCCGUGCGUUAACAAUCCCCUCGAUGUCGUAAAAACUCGCUUGCAGAAGCAGGUGGUGAUCCCCGGGCAGGCGCCCAAGUACGGCGGUUUCGUGUCGGCGAUCUCGCUCAUCGCCAAGGAGGAAGGGGUGAAGGCUCUGUGGAAGGGCCUCACGCCCCGGCUCAUGCGGAUCAUGCCCGGGCAGGCCAUCACCUUCAUGACCUACGAAUGGGUUUCCAAGCGGCUUCCGGCUUCGUUCACGGCUAGCAAGUAACCAAAUCCGCGUCCCCUAUUCCCUCGCCAGUAAUGGUGGCGACUAAGUAGUCACAUUUUUCGCUUUCUGUUUGUGCUUUUUGAGUGGUGUGCAUUGCGUGCGAGAAACGCAGGGGGGGAGCGCGUCAUUCCCUGCGAAUAUGUAGCGAACCUGAAAUGCAAGAGCAUGGAGGUACCCUGAUCGCAAGAGAGCCCGGCGGGGGUAAGGAAUCGAAGCCACCUUUGCAGGAGGUGACGCACUCAUACGGACUGUAAUCUAUCCUAUUGUGUUUGUGCCUGUGGAACUUGUGUUGUGUAGUGAAUGUCAUCGAUAUUCGCCCCGAAACGUGAGAAGCGUGUCUAGUUCACGUCUCGUUUGGAGGGUCGGGUUUGUCGAGAAAGCUGCAGUGAGCAUAUGCAUACCAAUUUUGCCUAGUGUUGUUGUUCCGGGGGUCGUAUUAAAGAAUAACGCUGACAACUGUGGUAGCAGAAAGGGUGCAGAGUGCAGCCGAUAUCAGGUACAAGGUUGGUACAUCCUGCGUUCUUUCGUUUUUGGGUCGUCCCAGGGUUCCUGCAAGCUGAUGACAGCUACUGGGUAGCCGACGGAAUAGUGAACAUAGGGUAUACGGCCUGUAUAGAACAAUAUGCUGAUGUUCUCGGUACCUCUCGCUGCACCUCCAGCUGCGAAAUGUGCGAGCACCGGUUCACCAGGAGGCUUUGUAGGCCAUGAAGCCUCGCCCUAAUUGCGGUUGUGGAGCCAUUGUCAACACUGGUAUCGUCGAGGUAGUCGUACGUUAACCCCCGUAUGUACCGCCGUCUAGCAACACUGCUGCACACCGGGGCUUGUGGACAAGUGUGUGAUAUUGAACCGAAGCCGUGAUUGCACCAGACCAUCGUUCGAUAGUGUUGUGUAUUAUCAUUGCACCCAAUUACUGCUUGUCGUACCAUGUCCAAGUAUGGGGUACGUUCUUGCUUUGAAUGAAAAGAGGGAAAAGGGACGGGGCCUCGGCGGGGGGGCAAAGCCUGAGCCCUGUUCCCGUGCGCGGUGGACGUACUGGCUUUCGGUGGCGAUUUGGCAAUUUUUGUGUAGACAGUUUGUGCUUUGCUGCUUCGGCACACCCAUCAGCUGCACACCUUCUGUUUCUUGCGCGUGUGCAAUAUAUUGUUGUAGCCUAUGGUUCGUGAGAUACAUCUUUGUUGACAUUAUUGUUGGACUUGUUACCGAUCCGUGGUGCGUCCAAAAGACGGAAAAUAUUGUUUCUGCUCAUCGUGUGGAGCUUGGUGUUGUCAAAGUAGUUGGUGUUGCUGUGGACAUGGGGGCAUACAUGCAUGAAACGUUAAACAGGCGUGCAGAUUCACGGGGAUGGUUUACAGACGAGUAGACCUUGCUCCCGAUGUCAGUUU
Molecule: messenger RNA, 2303 nt
Organism: Ectocarpus siliculosus
Lineage: Eukaryota; Phaeophyceae; Ectocarpales; Ectocarpaceae
Source: the annotation of a GenBank genome assembly